GGGCGGCACGUGGAGAAAGAAGAUGAACAGUGACACAAUCCUAUGUGUUGGAUGGAGAUCUAACGGCCCAAAAAUUCAACUGGCAACAAGUUUUUUCCUAGGUACCUUAUGAAUAUGAAGAGGACUUGUUUCAAAAACUCGCGAGCCAACUAAUCUUACUCAGCAAAAGAGAUCUGUGCAAGAUUUCAUAGUUUUCUGAAUUUCGAGAACAUACAUUACCAAAAGAAACAGAUACAUAUGAACAUAUCUGUAAAAUCGAUGGAGAAUAAUUAGUUAAUUCUACCAAGACAACACUUCCUACAAUGAUAAAGCAAUUUAUCAUUACGACGAUAAAGCAAAGCAAACACACGCCUUUUGCUUUCUCUAGCGUACACAGGAAACCAAGAAAAAAGCAGCAGCAGCAGGGCAAUGGCAGAUCUAUCUCGACUAUGAAUUCAAUCUGGUUUGUCUCGUUAGCAGCGAAAGCAAAUCGCACAACUUUUCAAAGGGUUCUCUUUCUUUGUCUUUAUAAUCCGGUCCCAGGGGUGAGGUGCUGUUCGUUUCUUUUUCAUUUUCUCUUUAAUUAUUACUUGCGUGUGAGGCGGCUGUGUACUUUUGAGAACGAUUCUCUUCUCCAGAUCAGUGACAUUCCAUAAUGGAAAAUGUAACAAGGCUCCUUGGUUCCGCAUGAACCACAUGACUUAAUAAUUUUUGUAGGGUGGACGGACGUUCCCUGCCUCCGGAUCGACAUCGCCCGGUUAGGACCAGCUGGUGGCUACUGAGCCCAGCCUUGCAGGCUCCGGUUUCCCAAUAGGAACGAACACAAGCGAGCUAGGAAAAUGAUGGGCAUCCAGGACAUCCGCGAUGUUGUGUCAUCCCUGUUCAUCAUGCUGAAUAAGGAGACAUUCGUCCUGUUUCGGAUCGAGUUUCUCGUGGUCCUGGUCACAGUGUUGUUUCUUGUGAUGUUCAUCAUAGACGUCUUUCGCCGUCACAUCCGCAACAUAUUCAUGAAAACCAUGUUUAGCAUCCUGGAUGCUAUCUCUGACUCUAUUGUCUUAUACCUGUUGGGGGCCAUGCAAACAGCCAAGUUCAAGAAUCACCUGUUCCCGGUCUGGGCCCUCGUGCUUGUUAGUUUCCGUUACAAUGUCGACUUCAUCUCUGGCUAUGGUGUUCAUGACCGCCAUGGGCGACGGUACAUGGAGUGGAGAAACGUGGUGAAACUUCUGGGAUCGGCCUUCUUGAUCUUGUGGCGCGGCUCAAGGUUCACGGUUCCACUUUGGUCGCUUUUGGCCCUGCAGAUACUGAGGAGCUGGUACAGAUUCUGUGAGCAUGGUCUGGCGCUCCGUUCUAUCUGGCAUGGCACAAGUUCAGAGGUCAUUUCAGAGUAUAUGCGUGCUGGCCCCCACACUAGGAACUGGAAACCAGAGGACUGCAACCCAGAGAAUAUGGAAGGAUACAAAUACUUGGUCCUAGGAGAAACCAAUCAGGGAAUCAGACUCAAGAAGCCUCUGUAUGUCUUGUACAUCCAUACUGCCCAGUCCGUCAAGCAAGCUGAGCGUGGUUUUUCAUCACUGGUCACCCUAGACAAGAUCUGGGGAUGUCGCAGGCACCUAUUACACCCAGACAACAAAGAGGGGAAUGACCCAAAGGAUCUCUGUUUGGCCUUCGCCUUGUCCAGGCUGCUCCGGUGCAGGCUCGAGGAUGUGACACUGCAAGAAGAAAUCUUUUGCAUCAACCGGAAGCUGGUUAAGACCAAGAUCAUUGAGGAGCAAGACACCAACCGCGCCUUCAGGGUCAUGGAGCUGCAACUCUCCUUCGUAAAUGACUACUUCAACACCCACUACCCUAUGGUCUUCUGGAGUGGUUACUUAUCUCUAUUUUCAAAUCUGCUCCUCUCCGUGGUGACCUUCGGUGUUGUCUGCUGGCUUGCUGUGGACAUCCGUAAGGUCUAUAAGCCUCCGAAGGAUGAUCGGGCUCAUGUGGUGCAUGGGUUGAAUGUUGACAUGAUCAUCACCUGGGUAUUCAUGUUUUUUAUGCUGUUCAAAGAGAUCUGGGAGAUGGUCAGCUACUUGGUCUCAGACUGGACAAGAUUACUCCUUGUUUGCAGCUAUGCACAGUGGAAGGAAGAGCACACCAGAGAUAGACGUAUGGAGGGCGCAAUAUCAUCCUUUUUCAAAUCAAGGAUAACUAGUAAGCACUGGCAUGGACUUAUUGACCAGUACGUCUUUUUGGAGUCAUAUGAUGACAUUCCAAGAUGUUGGAAUGUGAUGCACCAAAUAAGCACAGGAAUGGUUCCAAAGAAGGGUGAUGGAGCAAAACUCCGCAGCGCCAUCAGUGUGCCAGAAUGUAUCAAGCCGGCAAUACUGAAGAAGCUCCGUGCAAGCCUAGAGAAGCUCAACACUUCUAACAAUCUACAUCAGCCCGACAAUACCAACAGAAAUCAGGAGGAGCCCACCAUUAGGAGUGGUAUUCUUCUGCCCAAGGUCGUCAGGUCACUGUCCCAAAGGAAGCAGUACAAUUGGGCCUGCUUCGACCUGCCCACAUGCUCUCACGUAAUUCUGGUGUGGCACAUUGCAACCAGCCUCUGUGAGAUUAAAUUUGCUAGAGACCAUGGCGUCGACUUAAGCAAACAUGGGUUCCUGAGCUCCCUCUCAUCGUACUUCACGGGUUGCUGCUCAUCGAAACCAUAUCUUGUGGAUGUGGAUGUGGAUGAGAUGACAAAAGAAAAGAAAGUUAAUGGGAAGUUGCCCGAUAAGCUCAAGGAAAUGUAUGUCACUGCAAAUAGCUUGUCUCGGUACUGUGCAUAUCUGCUAGUUUCUAAGCCUGACCUGAUCCCUGACAGCUUUUAUGUACCCAACAUGGUCUUACAAGAAACCGUGACACGCGCUCGUGAUGAUAUUCUUAAAAAAUGUGACUCAUUGCAGAGUAGAUAUGACAAACUGAUGGAAGUAGCAGAGAAGGCCAUCCAAGAUGGUGACGACAUCUUGAAGGAAGAUGUUGUGCGACUAGGUGCAAAGCUGGGCAAGGAACUGAUUGAUCAAGAGAGUAAAGAAGAAUGCUGGGAGAUCCUCUCCGAGGUAUGGGCGGAGUUACUAGUGCACAUUGCCCCCACUUGGAACGCAGAGGCGCACAAGCAGUGCCUCGAGUCAGGAGGGGAAUUCAUAACCUAUAUCUGGGCAUUGCUAUGGCACUGUGGAAUCGAGAAGAGCAAAUUAUGGCCAGUAGAAGAUGUGUAUGGAAAUGAUGUUGAAAAUAUGUCCUAGAGGCAAUAAUAUUGUAUUAUUUAUUUUCACGU
Triticum dicoccoides is the source of this 3274-nucleotide messenger RNA. RefSeq lists its product as uncharacterized. The record is from RefSeq and is a predicted model, not a curated record. NCBI's taxonomy places the organism in Eukaryota, Viridiplantae, Streptophyta, Magnoliopsida, Poales, Poaceae. The transcript is spliced from 2 exons. Bases 819 to 3242 code for a protein of 807 amino acids.